AUGUCCACGAAUCAAUGGCUCCAGAGCGCACUGAAGCACCUACAACAAGCUGAGUCGAUUGGCGAGAAGACCAAUGCGCUGCUGAAGUACACGAGGAAGUCGCUACAGAGGAAGGAUUACUACGAUACCAGGGGAUGCUUCUUAUUGGAUGCGUUGAAGGAACAGAACGAGCUGUAUGGCGCUAUAGUGGACAGCGUCAAGCUACAGGCAGAUGGUAAGAAGAAGCUGCUGAGAGAGCUCGAGAGGACUCUCGCCAGCUCAAUGGCUCAGUUGGAGCAUGCCUACAACAGCCUGAGAGAUGUGCGGUUGCCAAAGAGUCUUCAUGACGGUACACUGUUUGAUUUCAUAGACGAUAAGAUGUUGGACACACUAGAGAGGCAAUCUCGGUCAUUACACACUGGCCAUGAUCUGCUGGAUGCGAUGUACCGUGAACACGACACUUUGAAGCAGACUCUGAACGAUGUGUCUAUGCUGAAUGAUUACGACUUUGACGAUUCUAAUCAACUGAUAGCAACGAUCAACGAAGUCCAGGAGAUCGAGAUGGAGAUUGCCACUAUCUUGGAGUCACUGACCUCGCACUAUGACCAGUGCGUGAAGGGAGUCGACGUAGAGAGAGGCGAGCUGGAGAUGAGCUCAGCAGAGAGGGAAGAGCUGUUUGCAGUGCUGGAAAAGGAUAACAACGACUUACCAGAGAUCAUCGUGGAGAUUGAAGACUGCUUCCAGGAGUUGAAGUUGAAAUGUGACUCCAUUCAGGUAACGACAAAGAUCUACGACGAGCUCGUUGAGAAGGCAAAGACUAUGUUCGACGUUGGCUCCAAAUCCUUGAGGAGAAGUAUCGGGACCUUGGAGAUAACCACAGUGCAGUUCAACAAGUUGGUAGAAGCUGUGAGUAGAGCUUGCGAUGAGAGCAAAGAGCUCUGCGAACACUAUGCGAAUUUCCGAAAGUCGUACGCAGAAUUCCUCAAGGAAGUGACAAGAAGGCAUCAGGCUCAGGAAGCGAUGCUCACUGUUGUACAUGAAGCACAGGCUUCCUUGGAAGCAUUACAACAAGAGGACACUAAACAGAGAGAUGUGUUUUUACAAAAGCAUGGCGAUUCUCUGCCUUCAAACCUAUGGAGCAAGAUACCUCAAGGUGACUUGGUUUUCCUACAGGUCAGCAAGAUCGAUAUUCCAGAGGUGUGA
Molecule: messenger RNA, 1182 nt
Organism: Williopsis jadinii
Lineage: Eukaryota; Fungi; Ascomycota; Saccharomycetes; Phaffomycetales; Wickerhamomycetaceae
Gene: ATG17
Product: protein kinase regulatory subunit ATG17
Exons: 1
Coding region: 1-1182 (393 amino acids)
Biological process (GO): autophagosome assembly; autophagy of mitochondrion; activation of protein kinase activity
Cellular component (GO): phagophore assembly site; Atg1/ULK1 kinase complex
Molecular function (GO): molecular adaptor activity; protein kinase activator activity
Source: RefSeq, a predicted model, not a curated record